AUGGAGACGAAGGGUAACAGGCCACCUGUGAAGGAUUCUGUUUUCGAGCUGAGGACGAGGAUGGCUCGAAUGAUGUCCAUUGUUGAUAUUACGUCGCACAACAGACUUCCGAUGGCGGGCCAGGAUCCGAAAUUUCAGAAGGAGGCCGCGGACCAAAACUUCGACUACAUGUUCAAGUUGCUGAUCAUCGGGAACUCGUCCGUGGGCAAAACCUCUUUCCUGUUCCGCUACGCGGACGAUUCCUUCACCUCGGCCUUCGUAUCGACCGUGGGCAUCGAUUUUAAAGUGAAAACGGUCUUCAGACACGACAAAAGGGUCAAGCUACAGAUCUGGGUUAUUGCUAGUACAGUGACUUCGAGAAACAACAGUAAUAGAAGUCUGACUGAGGUCGCCACGUUGCAGGACACGGCAGGCCAAGAGAGAUACAGGACGAUAACGACGGCCUACUACAGAGGCGCGAUGGGUUUCAUCCUGAUGUACGACAUCACGAACGAGGAGUCGUUCAAUUCGGUUCAGGACUGGGUCACGCAGAUCAAAACCUACUCGUGCGACAACGCUCAGGUGAUCCUGGUCGGCAACAAGUGCGACAUGGAGGACGAGAGGGUGAUCACCACCGAAAGGGGCAAGCAACUGGCGGACCAGUUGGGCAUCCAGUUCUUCGAGACAUCGGCCAAGGAGAACAUUAAUAUCAAGACGGUAUUCGAGCAACUGGUGGACAUAAUAUGCGACAAGAUGAGCGAGUCCCUGGACAACGAUCCAACCUUGAUCGCGGGUGGCAUGGGCCAGGCGAAGGGUCAACGACUCACCGAUCAGCCGACCAAUCCAACGAACGACAACUGUAAUUGCUAAGAACAUGGAUGGCCCGUUGCUUUGCGAUUGCUCUGCAAAGCAUGAUAAGGAAAAAAAAAAGGAAGAAGAAAAAGAGAAAGGAUAACGAUGA
Messenger RNA from Heterotrigona itama, 940 nucleotides. Lineage: Eukaryota; Metazoa; Arthropoda; Insecta; Hymenoptera; Apidae. The record is from the annotation of a GenBank genome assembly.